AUGACGAGCUACGUGUGUUUACCCCAACAAUACGACAUUCUCGAUUCGGAGGGCUACGGUUCAGCAAGCAGUCCGGAAUCGAAUCCAAGAAGCUACUGGCAGAUCCAGGAGUCCUACCCCCAGCCCCCUAGAUCAAGGGGCAGCAGUUGCGGUAGUGUGAGCUCGAUCGACAGUCACAGCACCCAAGACUACCGAAAUCUGGAGACAGCAACGGGUUCCGGAAUCCUCUCCACAAUGACACCGAGUACCUUCAACUUUGCUGAGUUCUACGAGGGCUACAAUCGUGAAGCCACCAAGUGCCAUGAAGUUGAUGAACGCCUCAACUUCAGAACGAUCUUCGAUGAUGCCUACGAAGCUGACUACACGACUAGUGUCAAGACUGUUGGACACUUCAAUCAGAAGAGUAUCAGCGAUCAGGGAGCUGAUGCACUCAUGAAAGCCUCGAUCUAUCCGGAGAGCAACAAGCUAGAGGCUAUCAGUGGUUACGGCAAGUCCGACUCGACGUAUAUCAGUGGGACUUACGACCAGAGAAGUGACAUGGACAUGAUGAGAAGCAGAUGCAGCGGUCACAUGCAGAUGAGGUACAGAAGGGACGUCGAGGAUUCCAUGAAAGACACACCCUACGAGAUUCAAAAGACCAAGGACAACAUUCAGAAGAUCAAGACCGGAGCACCGGGUGUUGAAGUAAUGAAGAAGCGGCGAUUGGCGGCUAAUGCCAGGGAGAGGAGACGCAUGAACAGUCUCAACGAUGCAUUCGACAGGCUGAGGGAUGUGGUACCGAGUCUCGGUAAUGACAGAAAGCUCAGCAAAUUCGAGACCCUUCAAAUGGCGCAAACCUACAUAGCAGCUCUCUACGAGUUACUUCAACGAGAAUGA
Messenger RNA from Diachasma alloeum, 876 nucleotides. RefSeq lists its product as uncharacterized. NCBI's taxonomy places the organism in Eukaryota, Metazoa, Arthropoda, Insecta, Hymenoptera, Braconidae. The transcript has a single exon. The record is from RefSeq and is a predicted model, not a curated record. Gene Ontology annotation, molecular function: protein dimerization activity. The coding region runs from base 1 to 876 and encodes 291 amino acids.